Molecule: messenger RNA, 1087 nt
Organism: Aspergillus pseudonomiae
Lineage: Eukaryota; Fungi; Ascomycota; Eurotiomycetes; Eurotiales; Aspergillaceae
Exons: 3
Coding region: 1-969 (322 amino acids)
Source: RefSeq, a predicted model, not a curated record
AUGCAGGCUGACAACGCAUCAGUCUAUGAGGACCGGGGCGUUUUGCUUUGGGUUGUUAAUAGUACAUUCAUCGGACUGGCGACUCUCGCGGUCAUUGCGAGAUUUGCUGCAAGAAGGCUGAAGAACUUACCCCUGGCCGCCGAUGACUGGGCAAUCUGUGUCGCACUGAUUGCCUAUAUUCUCGGCCCGCCAACCGUGAAGUUGUCGCUUUUACUGCUGUAUCGCCGAAUCUUCGUAUCAUCUCGGUUCCUCAGAAUCGUGUAUGCUGUCGGUGCAAUUAUCAGUGUGUGGACGAUCAUCACGAUCUUCCUAGCCAUCUUCAACUGCAUACCAAUCAGUGGGUUCUGGACCGGCCAGGGGCAAUGCAUCUCAUUUAGGGAUUUUGCCAUCGGAUAUGCCAUUGUGAACAUCAUCACCGACCUGGCAGUGUGGCUCAUGCCGAUCCCGAACAUGUGGAAGCUGCAGCUUCCGACCUCACAGAAGAUUGCUCUGACGCUCAUCUUCGUUCUUGGCUUGAUUGAUUGCGGGGCAGCCCUCGUGCGACUCUUUUCAUCAGUGCUCGUCAUCGGCAACUGGGAUGUAACAUAUUACUAUGGGCGCGGAUUCAUAUGGUCCAUUAUCGAAGUUUCCCUCGGCAUUGUCUGUACUUGUCUUCCCACCAUGCGCGUGAUUCUAAAGAUUGUCCUGAGUCGAAGUUUCGCUCGAGGCUUCGGAUUUUCGAGUUUGACUCCUCGGCCUCGCCGUUCAAGCAAAGGAGGCUGGGUCCGGGCAUCCAAAUACAAUGAGCUCCUGGGGCCAUGGAGUGUGCAGCCUGGCGCUGGGAAUCAAAGCCAUAGCAAUGUCACCAUGGGUGUGAGACGAGAGAAUGGUGCCAGCGCAGCACGGGAGAUUCGAGUUUUGGAAGAGAUCAAGGUUGAGCUUCAGCAUAUUAAAGCACCCUCGCCUACAGCGCCGUGUUUAGGACCAUGACAGAAGACUAAACUCCGUCUCCGCCUCGGCGUGCUAGCGUGUGAGAUUCAAAUUGCGAUCACAUCCAGCGUUGACAAUCAAAGUGAUGUGAAACAGGGCCAGUGAUACAAGUCGUCUU